AUGGCGUUUCCAGCACUUCAUAUAGUCGAACCCAAGGAUGCUCACACACAUACGGCCGUCCUCCUCCACGGCCGUGCGAGCAACGGUGCUGAGUUCGCUGAAGAGUUCCUUGACUCACACACGUCCGAGAAGAAGACCCUACCAGCCCAUUUCCCCGGCUGCAGAUGGGUAUUCCCUACGUCUCGAGAGCGCUGGAGCGUCGUAUUCGAGGAGAACCUGACGGCCUGGUUUGAUAUCUAUUCUCUUGUAAAUAUCUCGGAGAAGCAGGACCUUCAGGUCGAGGGGCUGAAGGAGUCUACGGCAUAUCUACUGGACGUCAUAAGGAGUGAAGUCGCUCUUCUUGGAGGCCGAAGCGACAGGCUUGUGCUCGCUGGGAUGAGCCAGGGCAUGGCAACGGCUCUCUGGACACUGCUGUGCUCUCCUGGACUGAUCAAGGGUAGGAUGGGAGGCAUGGUAGGCAUGUCUGGAUGGUUACCAUUUGCCGACGAGAUACUCGAUCUGAAUCCUCAGUCUCAGUCGCAGCCUCAGUCCUUACGAGAGAUGAUAUCGACUCAGUGUGGAGAACACAUUCAAGCUACAAAUGAAGAGGUCAAGAGGACGCUGUCUACGCCUGUGAUACUGCUACAUGGGGCGGACGAUGCCUGGGUGGGGGUCGAGCUCGGUCGACAGGCCCAUGCAGGCCUUGUCAAGCUGGGGAUGCCGGCUGUCUUCAAGGAGUAUACAGGCGCAGAUAACGACGGGCAUUGGGUCAAGGAGCCGGAGGGCGUCGAUGAUAUUGUCCGGUUCCUGAUGUCAAUACAGGAGGAAAUAUUAGUAACUGAACAGGGCAGACAACCCCUUCAGUAG
Messenger RNA from Nannizzia gypsea CBS 118893, 846 nucleotides. RefSeq lists its product as hypothetical. The transcript has a single exon. Gene Ontology annotation, cellular component: cytoplasm. NCBI's taxonomy places the organism in Eukaryota, Fungi, Ascomycota, Eurotiomycetes, Onygenales, Arthrodermataceae. The record is from RefSeq and is a predicted model, not a curated record. Gene Ontology annotation, molecular function: carboxylic ester hydrolase activity; palmitoyl-(protein) hydrolase activity. Gene Ontology annotation, biological process: protein depalmitoylation. The coding region runs from base 1 to 846 and encodes 281 amino acids.